AUGUUGAAAAGUGAAUAUUCACAUAAACAGACGAUUCGUCAAACCGAUGCAAAACAACAUCUACAUGAUAUUCGUUAUCAACGUCAAAAUCAAUUAAAAUCAAUCGUAGAUGAAUGCCAUCAACUUCGUAUUUUACAUAAACGUAUUUUUGAUAAUCAACUGAAUUCUUAUUCAGCUAAAAAACCAUUAAUUUCGAUGCCAAUGAGAAACGAAUCGAUUUUUAUUAUUAGUCCAAAAAUUGAAUCGGACGACGAAUUUCCCAUUUCAAAGGAAUUCACAAUAUAUUUAUCCGAAUCUUCAUACACAUUAUUGGAUUUUCAAUCAGCGAAUCAUCAAUUAGCAUCACCACCUGUAACAAUGAAUCAAGAACGAUGUUUAACCGUUUCAUCAGUUGCGUCUAUCGAUAAACACACAAAUAAAGUUUACGACAAAUGGCCUGAUUAUACAGAAAUUAAUCAAAUGCUUGGAUUUCCUAUUCAAAAAUUUCCAUCAGUUGCAGCGAAGCCAAAGCGACCAACAAAUAUACCUCAUAGAAAAAAACAAAAUAAAUCGAAUCGAUUUGUUGAUGCUAUAAAGCAGAUUCAAAAUCGAUCAUCAAACCAACGAAAUUUACUAAAAAAUAAAUUUCUAGAGGAAUUUCCUAUGAAUGGUAAACUGGUCGUGCACCAUACAAGCAAAGAAGCCGAUUCUACACUUCCGCCACUGGUUUGCCCAUUAUCAGUUUAUUAUUCGAAACGAAUUCGUACUCGUCAAUGGUUAUGCCAAAAUGACUUUUCAACUCGGACUCUUCCGCUUAUUUAA
Messenger RNA from Rotaria socialis, 801 nucleotides. NCBI's taxonomy places the organism in Eukaryota, Metazoa, Rotifera, Eurotatoria, Philodinida, Philodinidae. The record is from the annotation of a GenBank genome assembly.